UCAAGUGCACGCUGCUCAGCUCUUGCUCUAUCUCUCGCUCUGCUUUCAAUACUCUGCUUUUUUAACGUAUAUCACUUUGUUUAAUAUAUUUUGCUCUGAUGGAUUGAAGCGUUAGCCUAUGCAACUGAACUGCACCGCUCUGCAAGGGGUUUCGCUGUACGCACCGGUUGGAAAAAGCCAUUACGUGCCAGGGCACAGGCACUCGGGCUAAUAAUUUGAGCGGCUAGAAUACUCAUUGUUCCGCGUCUGGAUUUGCUGACUGAUUGAAUAGUCGCGUUUUCACCUUCAUUUUAUUAACUUUGUAAACAUUGCCACGUUCCAUCUUGCGCAACGUCCUUGCUAUCGCGUUUUUACCAUUUCCUCAGAGGCAACAUUUGAGGAUAUUUUCUUAUAUUUCCCAACGUUUAAAGAACGUUAUCGCAUAAUUGCUCAUUUUAUCUUGGAUUUUUCGGAAGCUAUUCGGAUAGAAGAACCAAAGAGUUUGUCCUCUUGGCACAGUGGAUAAAAGUGAACUGGUUCCGAGGUGGGACACAGUAAAGACGUUUUGGUUUGUCUCUGCUGCGCUUUGGACUGAAAAUCUGGAUUUUCUGAACCUUUUCCUCUUUGGAAAAUAACAGCAAAAUAACUCAGGUGUCGCAUUUUUUUCUGCCAUCACUUGAUUAGGUCGCACGGAUAUUAAUUCGUUUCCGUCUCACUCUUCGCUAGUCUUCGUUCGCGCUGAAUCCGACAGACUCAGUGCGGAGUUGGGUGCACGGCAGAGCUACCAUAUGCCUAAUAUGCUUGUAGUUUUUACAAGCAUACACUUACCCUUAAUAAGAAAGCGCUGAGAAAUUUAAAUGCGCGCUGGACUACAUGGAUUUGGUGGAAUGCGCUAUUUACAGCUUCAUUUCCCAGUCUUUGCGCGUCUAGAUAGGAACUCGUUGUCCAGCGAUUCAUCCUUUUUCUUUUUCUUUGGUUUCUCAACCCUCCGCGCGCCCUCUGUAGCCGCUCCGCUUCGGGACCUUUCUUGAUUGUUGAUUAUGCCACUGGUGAAAGUUGUGUGUACCCCAGCAAAGGGACUGCUCUACGGCUUUAACAGCUGAGUACAGUAGAUGUGUGUGGAGAGUGGAAGCUGUGUAACUCGAGGCGGGGUUAAAGUUCAACUCUAUGGAGCGGUGAAGCGCUGGUUGCAGUUCGCAGAGUUGGAAAUGUGAAAGCAAGGAGCAGGCUUGAUUUUUUUCCCUCUCUCUCCCUUCUUUCUCUGUCUCUCUCCUUUUUUUUCUUUUCACACACGGACACAAACACCACGCACACACAUACACAUACACACACGUACACAUAUACAUACACAUUUACAUAUACACAUCACUUAACAUACAUAAACAAGCAGACGCUCUGUACAGACAGACACACCUCACAGAUCCAAAAUAAAACACAGAAGGCAUGUAUUCUCCGCUAUGUCUAACACAGGAUGAAUUCCAUCCAUUCAUCGAAGCGCUGCUGCCCCACGUGCGGGCGUUCGCCUACACGUGGUUCAACCUGCAGGCCCGCAAGCGAAAGUACUUCAAGAAGCACGAGAAGCGCAUGUCCAAGGAAGAGGAGCGCGCGGUGAAGGACGAGCUGCUCAGCGAGAAGCCCGAGGUCAAGCAGAAGUGGGCCUCCCGGCUCCUGGCCAAGCUGCGCAAGGACAUCCGGCCCGAGUUCCGAGAGGAUUUUGUGCUCACCGUCACCGGCAAGAAGCCGCCCUGCUGCGUGCUCUCCAACCCCGACCAGAAGGGCAAGAUGCGCAGGAUCGACUGCCUCCGCCAGGCAGACAAAGUCUGGAGGCUGGACCUGGUCAUGGUGAUUUUAUUCAAAGGUAUUCCUCUCGAAAGUACUGACGGCGAACGCCUGGUAAAGUCCCCGCAGUGCUCGAACCCAGGGCUUUGUGUGCAGCCUCAUCACAUAGGAGUGUCAGUAAAGGAGCUGGACCUGUACUUGGCCUACUUCGUACACACAGAAUCAGGACAGUCUGAAAGUCCAAACCAGCCCAGUGAAGCUGACAUCAAGGACCAGCCAGAAAACGGACACCUGGGCUUCCAGGACAGUUUUGUCACGUCAGGUGUCUUCAGCGUCUCGGAGCUGGUGCGAGUCUCACAGACGCCCAUCGCCGCGGGGACGGGGCCCAACUUCUCCCUGGCGGACCUGGACAGCUCCUCCUACUACAGCAUGAGCCCCGGGGCCAUGCGCCGGCCCCUCCCCAGCACCUCCUCCAGCAGCUCCGCGAAGCGCAUCAAGUGCAUGGAGGACGAGGUGGACAGUCCAGGAGAGGAGUCGUACUACCCCGGCCAGGGGCGCUCCCCGGGCAGCGGCAGCCAGGCCAGCAGCUGGCAUGAAGUGGAGCCAGCUGGAUAUAAACUGCGCGGCUCGCUAGCUAGUACGUUCAUCUCAAGACAAGGGAUGCCAUCGCCUACUACAUUAAAGAAGUCAGAGAAGUCUGGUUUCAGCAGCCCCGUGCCUUCGCAGAGCUCCUCCCCCAGAACGGCAUUCACACACCAUCAUCGGCCUGUCAUUACAGGACCCAGAGCGAGUCCACACGCCACGCCGUCAAGUCUCCAUUUCCCGACGUCGCCCAUCAUCCAGCAGCCCGGCUCCUACUUCUCCCACCCCGCCAUCCGGUACCACCCCCAGGAGACCCUCAAGGAGUUUGUCCAACUUGUCUGCCCUGACAGUGGUCAGCAGGCUGGACAGGUGGGGUUCCUUAAUCCCAAUGGGAGCAGUCAAGGAAAGGUGCACAACCCGUUCCUCCCCACGCCCAUGCUGCCCCCUCCGCCGCCCCCGCCCAUGGCGCGACCCGUGCCCCUGCCCGUGUCAGACUCCAAACCGCCCUCCACCUCCACGGAGGGAGGGGGCAACUCCCCCACCUCGCCAACCUACUCCACGCCCAGCACAUCCCCGGCGCAGCGCUUCGUCAGUGUGGGCCCCCGAGACCCCAGCUUUGUAAAUAUCCCUCAGCAGCCUCAGUGGUACCUGGGCUAAGGACUCCAGACUUUCAGCGCCCGCUCGACAGACCACUCAACCCCCGCUGUGCCCCCUGAGUGAAACCUGCAAACCUGUACACCUGUCUGACAGAGAGGAGCCGCCCGCAGCCCCGCCCCCACGCCCCCAACCCCAAAAAAAAAAACACAGCUGCACCGAGAGAAGCAUGGCUACAGCAGAACCCCUGCCCCUCCCCGAAACAAGAGGAAACUACACACACCGAUACAGGCAUAUUCUAUAUACCUAUAUAACCCGUACAUGUGUAUGUAUGUGUAUGGUUUAUAUAUUUAUAUUUAUAUAUGGGAGCUGUCAGUCUCUGUUGAAAGUCCUUGUUGGAGCACCGUGAGUGUUUUUAUUGUUUUUGUUUUUCUUUGGUUUCUGGAGAAGAGCCCGUUGGGUUCUUGCGGUCGCCCAUGCUGACUGAGGGGCUGAAACGCGCAGUGACUCGAUCAGAGAGCUUCCCUCGGCCUUGCCUGGCAGGGGGUCUUAAACAGGUCAGCCGCAGACCCACAGGAAGCUGUGCGUCCGUGCGUACGCCUGACCGUCUGUGUAUAUAUCGCUCUGGGGCUCGGGCCCCGAAACAGCGGAAGGUUCGAGGUCUUUGUUUGGUGUUGUUGUUUUUCUUUCAUUGGUUCUGCUAUAUUAAUCGUUUUUUUCUGUUGACCUGGUUGGGUGGCUCGUGAAUGAGGAGGCUUUACCUGGGUCAGAUACCACCAGGUAAAGCCUCUCUCGCUGGCCCCCGCCGCCUCGUCCUCCACGCUCUCGCUGACGCUGACGCUGACGCUGACGCUGGCGGUGGAGACCGUAGCCCUGCAGAGUCAGAAAGCAUCUCGUCCGAGCUUUCCCAGGACACGCCGCCGAGUGAAAUGGAGAACAAGUGGCAAAAAAAUCACAGUCUUCUGUAACGUUUACGGGGCAGGGGGUGAGGCGGUGGGGCGGGGGGGGGUCGUAACAUUUUGAUAUGGUCAGUCGUGACAAAAAUAAGACAACGGAAGUUUGAAAGUUAAAAUUUUAAAUGGGGAGGGGCGGGGGGGUUUUGAAAAAACUCCUCCCGUCUUGGAGGCAUGUUCAUGUUUCAUUUUGUAACAAAAUAAUUUCCGUUAUUACCAGCAACCCCUCCAAAAGGUCUGUGCUAUAUAAGGGUGGAUACAUAGUCUGUUCCUCCAUAAAAAACUAAGACAGACGUAAACAACUGAAGGCAAACAGUGGAAUAUCAACAUGAGGAAAGUGCAAUUUCGUUGGAUAGCUGUUGGAUAGUUAAUAUCUUUGUAAGAUAGAUAUUGUUGAAACGAUUGUGAAAAGUAUAUAUAUAUUUUUCUUCCUAGUCCAUUCACACCUCCGGGACUCUAAAAUAUCGGGGUACAAAAAAAAAUAAAAAUAAAAAAACUAAAGCUAGAAUCAUAGCCUUGUGUGAAAUAAGGGGAGCUGUGUUUGCUUUUUACGUUGUUUUUUUUACUUGUUUGUUUGUUCAUCUUGUAAAUUGAUUACUAUUUUGUGACAAAUCUCCCUUUAAGAAAUAUCACCAGUUAAACAAUCAAUUUUGAAAACAUUUCUCGCCGCUUUUAAACUAUUUACCGUGUUAUUUUUGGAAAAGCUACGCAAUCGAAUUCUUUUUAACAAAGCACAUCAUUUGAGAAGAGUUAUCAGCAUACUCAUUCCUCCGGAGGCAGAACCAGGUGUGUACGAUGUGAACAGAUCUGAAUUGUAUAAAGGGUCGUUUUUUUUUUUGUUUUUUUUUCCCAAAAGAAAUAAGUCAGCUUUCCGUCGGGAAGGACAUCACAGACAGGUGUCCAAGCUUGGGUCGGAGCGUGGUUAGAGAGGCCUGCUUUUAGCCUUCUUCUUUCUUGAAGCACUUAUGUCUGCAGUAGGUUUGCAGGCUGCGAGUCUCUAGUGUACAAGGGGUGAGAUUUGAAAGUAAAAAGAAAAAAGGACCUCUAAAAAAAAAAGAAUACAUGUGAAUAUCACAUUGGACAAGACCUGCAACCAGACUGCGAAGCUUCUGAGCUGCUUCGCAUGUAACUUACUAUUUUAUGAUUUUGGUUUUGUUCUUUGUUUCCUAUAAUAUACGUAUAUUUACACUAUUAUGACCGACUCAUCCUCCGUCGAUCAAAACUGAACAAAAACAAAAAAAAAGAAAAUGUCAAAAAAAAUCUGCAUGUUCUAGUGUUAGUGACAAAUUUUUACAUAGAUUAUGUAGACUUCAAGUAGUGUGAAUAAAGACAAUAUUGUAACCCAAGAUCAGGCACUUGCCGAUAGACUAUAUUUGUUUGGCCCCUGAAAAAAGGGUUUUUUUACUGCUGUCCUUCACAAUGAACCAGCUCAACGUCUUUCAGACUCUUCUACGCUUCUCAUUCUUUCCUUAUUGUUUUCUUUCCUCUCUCUCUCUCUCUCUUGUGUUCCCUUUGAAAAUUUCAAAUUUUUAAACAGUUCUGUUUCUUUUUUGUGUUCACAAAUUGCACGAAACAAUUGUUCCUCAUCAAUGUGCCUUGAGAGAUGGUCUAAGUCCUGAGUUGUUGCACAAGUUACAAUGUGGAGAAUUUAGUUUUUCUUUGUAUUCCACCCCGAAUCCCAUUGUGUAGGAAACUGGAGUGAAUACAAUCGUACAAUUCUACGACUAAUACUAAUAAUGGUAACAGCAAUUAUGAUAAUGACGAUAACCUAUUAUUACGUUCAGCCAUUUGAAUGCGUCUCAGGCCUGUAUGUUGAUGACAGCGCAUUGCUAGUUUUGAUGCAACGUCAGUACUGUGUCCGUACGAGACCAUGAAACACAGUCUCUCAGUCUUGUGCUGGUGUUUAACCAGGCCAGUGUCAAUCAUCAAGAUAUGCCCCCCCCCCCCCGUUUGUUGUAUAGUGGAUAGGAGUAGGCUCUUAGGUUCUUAGUGUCCUGUAGAUAGUUGACACCUUCAUCCCCAAAUCCUUUUAAUGUUGACGGUAGUAUAUUGAUAUUUAUGGAUGUUGCUGCAAUUUCUAAAUGAAACUACUUUUUUUGUUUGUUUUGUUUUUUUUUUACUCCCAGAAAAGAUUAAUGAGAAAAAAAAAUAUGCAAUAUCUGCUUGCACUCAUGUAGACAUACACUAGUCACUUAUUUUUUUUAUUAUUAUUUUUUUUAACCAAAGUUAGUGCAGCGCUUGACUGGCCGGUUAGUUGGGCGUCAGUCUGUGCCUGCAGGAGAACUUGACAUGGGCACGCAAAGCCCGUUCAGCCUCGUUUGGGUAUGUUACUUUCCUUCAUUUGGCAUUCGGAAAGCGGUAGAUGUGUUAGGGAUUUCUCUCAGUUGGUCACAAGCAAGCCUUAAACGAGUCACCUUCUUCUCCGUCACAGACCCGCAGUCAUUUUCUGACAUAGUGAAAUAUAUCACAUUCAGGAGAAACCGAUAAGAAAAGGCCCAUUUUUAUAUGUACAUUUUGACAGACUUCCAAGUUAUAUGAAUUGUUUACCUAUGAUCUACUAUUACAUUUAUUAUGAAAAACAGCUAGAGUAUGGGGAUUGUUUUCCUAGGUGUCUGACGUGAUGGUUUAGUAGUUACACUCGUGUGGGUUGUGUGUUUUUUUAGUGUGUUUCUGUUUUGUCAUUGUUCUUGCCUACCCUUUAGCAUUGAGUUGGGCAUUACUUUCUUAAUUAUCUGCACUAAGUACAAAAUAAAUGACAUCAAUAGAGAAUUUAAAAAUACAGGUUCCAGGGCUUAAGAGCGAAGGGAAACAUGAAUUGCACGGACAUUUUUGUCACAAAACCUUGUUUAGAGCAGCCUAGCAUCUAAUCAGCAAGAUUAGGCUGUGCGCGUGUAAGAUAUGACAAAGUUGCACCCUUUUUAAAGAAAGAAAAAAAGAAAAAUAAGAAUAUUAAAGCAAUAGUUUGGGCAGUCUGUUUUUUUGUUUUGUUUGUUUUUUUGAUGUGUGUGUGUAAAUUAGCUGUGGGUACAAAAGUGGAAAAGAUACGUAAAGAGAAAAGGAAAUACCUAAAGGAUACAGGCGUAGAACCCGGGCGCAAACGAGGCUGGAGAGCCUAGCAGCGUGGAAAAAGUCUUGUUUGUAUGUUGUAUAGUUUUAUUAAUUACACUGAUUUUAAAGCUGCCCUAUUUUAUAAUGCAGGACUUUUGUAACAUUGAUUAAAUGAGGAAAAAAUAGUGUUGUGAAUUUUAUGAUUGUUUGUAUUAAGGCCACAUUAAUAGAAUUGAUUUUGUUUGUUCUCCGGGGAACUGGAUUUAAGUUGAAAACUUUCCUGUCUCCCCUUUUUUCGUUUUUUUUUUUUUUCUUUUUUCUUUUUUGUAUGUAUUUAAAGACUUUUCUUUCUCUUUUGAUGGUAUAGCCUAUUCCUAUACUUAAAAAGUACAGGAUGUUGAGGACAAAAUACCCAUUGUAAAUGGAUGUUACAAGUAUGCUGUAUGUUUUGAAGGUUAUUUGUUGCAUCAGUAUUGAUGAAGCUACAUUUAGGUAAUUCUGAGAAAAUUGGCUAAAGGAGAGCGUUUUUUAUGCAUUUUAAAAUUAGUUUAGGCAGAAGACAAUGACAUAGACAGCCAAAGGAUGCCCCUAUUAUAAAUGCAUCUAGGCAUCUUUUUUGUGUUCACCAUUCCAUACAGGGAAAAAAAAAUAAACAGCUUGAUUAUCAACAUGAUUCUUUUUCUUUUCAACGCAUUACUCCCUGUUCCCUCACCAUCUCUCCCCACAACCAGUGUGACUGCAACCAGAGUUUGAGUAAAUGAAACAGCAGUGUCCGGCUGUAAGACCCUGCUUUAGACUUCAUACAGCGUUCGUUGACCCAUCCAGUCAAGCCACCUCAGUAGACGAGCCCUCACAAGGCUCAGGUGGGACUUCCUGCCAGUUUUCUGUGCAGCGUUUAACCCGAGGAGCAUUUAAAAUCCCCCGCUUGCCGGGUUCAUAUGGAGGGCGAGACUGUCUGCCACAGCCAGGUCAGGUGUGGCCUGGAUGUGUGGAGAGGAACAUGAAGUUGCCUGAAAAGUUCCUUCAUAAAGGUCGGCCAUGCAUGUUAUAUGCAAAGUGUAUUUACGUGAAAUCCGAACGCUCAGGUCUCCAUUAUUCAGACUUACAGUGAUUUUAGGAAUUUAGGCAGACACAGAAUGGGUGUUUGGGAAAACGGUUGUUAAUUCAAGAUUUUGGUCCUCUUUCACUCCUUAUGCAAUGUCUGGCAUUGGCACUGCCUACAAAACUGUGUUCCCCAAGUUUAGAAUGAGCCUGGACCUUCCACAGUCUCCCAGCAUGCCUGGGCCUUGCCCCGUAUAAAAUCCAUUCAAGUGUUUGAACAGAAAGUCAACCGAACGGCAGUAUUUACGAGAAUCAAUGAACAAAACUAAGAGCUCUUAUAACAAAAGGUUAUUGUUUUCAGGCUGGUCUUGGUCUGAGCAAUGGUGGUACGCAUUUCAUGUUUCAAAAUGUUCUUUUAAACCAUUUCAUUAUUUAUUCUGAACAUUCUCACCAAUCACCUCCACUUGCUUUUCUCCACUAAGGAGGAACAGUAACGCUGGCCACGCUAUGGGGGAGGUGAAUGAUGGGUCUUUAGUGAUCGCUAGCAGUGCUCCCCCUCUUGCCCCUCUCCCCGCCUGGAGUCAUGUGAUCCGGACAACCGCUCUGUUCUGUCCUGGUGGCCAAACAAACCUGAACUGCACCCUUAUGUGCGGGAGCCAUGACAGUGUGACCAGAGAGAACAGGGCUGGGUGCGGCUGGGUGCGGCUGGGCUUCCUGCCCUAGCCGAGGGAGCGUAGCAUUGCUAGGCUGGAACGCCUGGGGACCCGCAUAGAGAUUUUAUGAGCCACGUUAGCGUCAGGGUGUCACUGAACAUUUUACGCAUAUUAAAAAUAUCACUGUCAGUGUCAUCUUCCUUAUUUUAAAAAAAUGCUCUUUGUAUACAUUUGGCAGAUAACAGAAUACAGCAAUGUGGUGGAGUCCAUCACUUGAUGUUACACUAUUAACUUGAUGGUGGGAAAGAACUUCCGAGAGAUGCCUCAGCCAAGCCAUAUCACCUGAAUUAUCUCAGUUUGGAUUGAGAGACGAGGGUUUUCAUGAAGGGGAAUGCUUUGUGAUUGUGAAAGUUUUUUUGUUUCAUGUUUUGUUUUUCUUAUUUGUUUCAUUGCCUAAAUGAAAGCACUUCCAGGUUCGGCGUCACCUUGAACAAUGCUGUCAGGUUGCUAUACUGUAAUUGGGUGUGAAAUUUAAGUGGAGAGGACUCGCUCUGUCCUCGUUCUCCAUCCCCCACCCUGUUUCCCUGGAUGUUAACAGGGUUCAGUGGCUAAUUAUUUUGACUUUCAUGACUUGAAAAUGUUUUGUUUUGUAUUUUGACUGCGUCUGAAGAGUUCUGCCAUUGCAACAGGAAACAGGGUUGAAUGAAGGCCUGUCAUCGUGGCUGUGCAUGGCAGGCCUUUGUUGUGUUUUGUCUGUCCAAAUUCUUGUGGGCACUGUUGGCCUAGAGAUAUUCCCCCUCCCCUUUUACCCUUAAAAAUUAAGUACUGAGAAUGAAUACUGAGACCUGAGGAUAGGGAACGUGAAACAAAUGGAUUGCAAUGGCGAUGGCAGGAUUGUUCAGACCGUAAGCAGGGUAUUGUUGAUAUGAAUAUAUAUGAGAAGCAUAACCAUUCCAAUGGCAAAAAGAGACAUUUACCAUUGGUCUGAUGUGUUUUAAGUGGUGUAUGGUAUGAAAAUAGUGUCAUAUUUGUAUGAAGAGCUUCAAUGACACCUGAACUGAGACAGAUCUUAGAUCUAGCAGAAUUCAUUUUUUGGCUCCCAAUAAAGUGCAGCCUCCACAUUGAAAGUAACAUUAUGCAUUUUCAGAUUUGUUUUGUUUCGGAUGCAUUUGUGGAGUGGACAGUAUUCAGAAGAGACGUUUGGCAUUUUAAUGACUUCGUUAUGCCAUUGCUGGACCAAAGUGAAAAUCAAGAAAAUCUAUUCUUCACAUUGUUACUAGUGUCCAGUCCGUGAACACACAGCAACAGAAACAUACAAGUGACUUUAGAACAAUAAAAGUGAUUUUUCUUUUUUUUUUUUUUUUUUUUUUUGUGAAAGGAGGUAACAUUGAAGCUGUUCCUUUGGACUCAACUGAAAUGCAGUGUCACCAGUCUUUGGAGAGGAAGUUUUGCCCUUCUAUUGCAGAACCAUUACACGGUGCUAAUUCAGGCUGGUUAUGAGGAAGACAAACUGAACAUGUGACAAUUUAGACUCAUUCAUUUGCUUUCCGACAGCGUAUACAGCAUAGCAGUUUAAUCUGCAUGAGAACUAUGCACUAAUCAAAUAUAUGGAAAUAUAUAUAUAACAUAUCGAUGUAUAUGUAAUAUAUAUAUAUAUAUAUAUAUGUUCUAAAAUGGCAAAACUUUGGUAUCUACUUUGUUAUCUUCAGCCUUUGCCUUCUUUUAUGGUCAGUGUUUUUCGAUAUUCCAGCUAAAGGACAGAACAAAUUAUAUGGAAUUCAAAAAAUAUGAAAAUAAAGAACAAACCAGCAUAUUACCUGAUAUAUUAAAAAGAACAGAUGUAGUGCCUGUGAUUAUACUGUAUUAUACUGCUCUUCUGAAUAAUGAAUAUUGUUUGUUAUUGUUUAAAUUUCUCAACACCGGUAGCCUUUGCUGUCUGUCAGACCCUUCUGAUUAUAGCUGAUGUACAAUAACCAUAAGAUAUAACUGCAUGCUCUUCCAUAAUCGCCUAGUAAGCUGUUAUGAAUAUUACUAAAAAAAUCUACAAAAAACAAGAACGUUAUGUUAGUCUUUUAUUCCACCCGACACCCAAAGCUCUCUCCUUUUCUCCCUCCCCUUUCCCUCUUCUCUGAGGUCUGUUUUUAUUUGUUUCUUUGUUUUCAGAUUGUAUCCUUCUCAGUUUUCCAUUUUGACUCCAUAUUCAUCAUGAAUUUCUGGGGGUUUGGGAUUUUUUUAUUAAUAUUUGCCCCUUUUUUUAUGGGAAGCCAUCGCCUCCGAGUUGUCACGUAUUUUUCUUUCUGCUUUCACUUUGGUGAGACAUCCCCUUAAAUCUCCAUUCACACCCGGAGGGAUGGAUGUGGUGCUGUGGAGACUGUCGGGACCUGACCAGGAGUUUACACUGACUGCGGUGCCCCACACUUGUCGGACUUUGACAAUCUUUACCGUCUGAUCAAUUCGAUUCACGUCUGUGCCCUUGUCUCUCUCGUGUAGUCACCAUAUGCUGUCAGGACAGAGUAGAGCUUAUGUUAGUCUGAAGUAAAAGAAAAUGUAUUAUUACCCUUUUCAAGAUAGUGCAGCAAAUGUACAAUAUAGGCUGGUUUUAUCUAAACAGAAAACAAUAUGCUGAAGAAUCGAUACCUUCAUCAUAUAUAGUCCAGUCAGCACUAUUGGAGACAAAAUCCCCGCUUGAGUGGUGUGGGGUCUGGGAAGGGUUUGGGAAAGAACCUCGGUCAGUUCCCUCGAUAGCACUUCAAAAGAGGAGCUUCAGUGUGAAUGUUGAUCGGAACGGUCAAAUAAACAGAAGCCACACCUCGGAGACACUGGCUAAAUGCCACACAGCUCCAGACCUGUAAUGCCACGCACCCUGAUGCAAAGCCUUAGAAAUCAACCCCCCCCCCUAAACCGACCACUUAAGUCCCCCAGUCAAUAUUGGAAAAAUCUGCUUUUGUUGAACUUGCAGAAAAAGAAAAAAAUGUGGACUUCAAAGCUGUCUCUUGUCUGUUCCUCUAAGUUACGUUGGUAAUGUUGUAUUGCACUGUCGAUGAUUAAGCUACAGGUAAUUAAUACUGUGUUUUAGGAAUGGAUUUGAUCCUAUCUCGGUGAAUAGGUCCCUGACGUCUCAAUGAGUGGAUUUUUAGACGGAAACCUCUGCUUUCUGCUGAGAAAACAAAAAACGGAAAUAAUAAAUGUCAUGUUCCACAGAUCCCUUUGUGUUCAGUUUCUUUCUAGUCGAACAUCCCUGUUUUAAAUUUAAAUCCCUACUAAAACACAACUGUAGGAGGCACUCACAAAAGUCUUUGGAGACUUCUGGAGGUCAUACCAGUUGUUGGGUAUUGGGGGAGGGUGGGGUGGGGUGGGGGGGGGGCAGAGGUGAAGGGAAACGGAUAAGCAUUGUAGAGUUUAAAAAAAAAAAAAAACCUUUUUUUCCUGAGCAAGGAAACUCCUCAAAAUCCAGUGGUACAGCAUUGCUGCCAAGACUUGUAAUCAUGAUGAAGACAAUCGUAAGCGGUCAGCCCGAGUCCUGGCUUUAUGUACUGUAGAGUGCCUGGAGUGGACCCCUCGCUGUACUGGGCCCCCCGUCCGCCGUCCCGCUGUCCUGCUGUCCUCCAGACCACAUCUCUCCCUUUUCUCUGACCUCCAUCGCCGCCUGCAUCCUUUCAUCCUGUGUUGCACUGUUUUUGCUUAGCUCACCUCAUCCACACGCCAUUGGAUAUCUGUAGAAGUAUGGUUAACAAAAAGUAAAAAAAAAAUAAAAAUAAAAAAAUGAAAUCAAAUGAAACCUUGUGCCUCUAUUACACCUGUACUGAACUGACUGGUAGCCAUAAUACCCAUUGUUUAUUUGUGAUGUUACUAGCUCCAUUGUCAGUUAAAAUUCAUUGUGUACAGCCUUUUCACAUGUGACUAAAUUUACCACGCAUUUAUCCUUAUAAUGAAUCUGUGAUUAUUUUUCUUUUCCUACUAUUGUUUCUCAAACUGGUGUAGAGUCAUUUUCUCUGGGCCCAUUAGUGCAACCACGUUCUCACACACUCACUUACUGGAAGCAAGAUGUGCAUUUCCUAUGCAACAGAAAAAAAGAAUAAAAACGCUAAUGCUGAA
Messenger RNA from Anguilla anguilla (European eel), 12724 nucleotides. RefSeq names its product nuclear factor I/A (gene nfia). Gene Ontology annotation, biological process: regulation of transcription by RNA polymerase II. The record is from RefSeq and is a predicted model, not a curated record. The transcript is spliced from 12 exons. Gene Ontology annotation, molecular function: RNA polymerase II cis-regulatory region sequence-specific DNA binding; DNA-binding transcription factor activity, RNA polymerase II-specific. NCBI's taxonomy places the organism in Eukaryota, Metazoa, Chordata, Actinopteri, Anguilliformes, Anguillidae. The coding region runs from base 1423 to 2997 and encodes 524 amino acids. Gene Ontology annotation, cellular component: nucleus.